Coffea arabica (coffee) is the source of this 1563-nucleotide messenger RNA. Lineage: Eukaryota; Viridiplantae; Streptophyta; Magnoliopsida; Gentianales; Rubiaceae. The record is from RefSeq and is a predicted model, not a curated record.
AUGGAUUUGUCUACAACUUUUGUGAGGCAAUAUGAGUACAACUGUGAACUUGAGCCGACAAGAACAACGCUCGAAGGAACUAUGAGAAAAUCAUCAGAAGAUCAUAAGACAUAUGCUAAACGGGUGUCAACGGUGGAGGUGGCUGCCGUCACUGGAUUUGAAAAAAUCGUGGAUAAUUCUGAAGUUUCUGUCCAACCAAAGGUGAAGAAGAAUGCUUUACCGUUGAAGCCAUCGGUGAUUGAGGAGAAUGCACUGAAUUUUCUCAAGUUACUGACGAGGAGCGAGUACAAGGCCAUAGAACAAUUGGACAAAAUAUCUGCCCAAGUCUCUAUGCUGGACUUACUUUUAACUUUCAAAUUACAUAGGGAGACACUGUUUAGAGUUUUGAAUGAGACUCAAAUACUAAGAAAUAUUUCAAUCGAUAAAUUCGCUAACAAUAUGGAGAAUGUUUUGGUUUUCAACUACAUAACUUUUUCUGAUGAGGAUCUGACUUUGAAGGGGAUCAAGCAUAAUAAGGCGUUAUUGCGAUCAUCUGCGACAAUGGUGAGAGGAUUUGAUGGUGUAAUAAGGGAAUCAAUGGGUAAGGUUGAUUUGGUGUUGGAAAUAGGACCUGCCAAAUUUCAAGUGGUGAAAUUCAUUAUGAAUGAUCAACUAAUCAAUGUGUUCACUGAAGAUGAUUACACAAUGAUCGUCAAUUCUGCAUCAAAUGAGGAGAAUAGUAAAAAAACUUUAGUUUCUUCUCAUCAUAUUGCUGACAUUGUUUCAGUAGGGUGGAUGUCUAAAGAAAAUUCAUUGAUGAAAAUGGGUUUACUGGAAGCUAGUGCCAUGAUGGCCAAGAAAAUGAUCCGAGAAGGGUAUGAAAUAGGUAAAGGUUUGGGGCAGAAUCUGCAAGGUAUCUUGGAACCGAUAGAGAUUUUGAGGAAGAAAGAUACAUUUGGAUUGGAAUUUCAACCAACCACUAAGGAUAAAAAUGAGAUGCAAGCUGGAUGGCGUGGUGGUCUUCUAGGUGGAGGUAGAGGUGGGCACCUUCUGCGUGGCGGAGGAGGUGGAGGGGGGCUCUUUUUCGGCGGAGGUGGUGGUGGAGGUGAUUUCUUAGGUGGACACUUUUUUGGUGGAGGUGGUGGUGGAGGUGAUUUUUUAGGUGGGGGUGGUGGGGGUGGUGGUCUGCUCUUUCUUGGUGGAGGGGGAGGGGGAGGUGAUUUCUUAGGUGGGGGAGGUGGCGGUGGGCUCUUUUUAGGUGGUGGAGGAGGAGGUGGAUGUUUUCUCUUUGGUGGUGGAGGAGGUGGAUGUUUUCUCUUUGGUGGUGGAGGUGGAGGUGGAGGGGAGGGUGGUGGUGGUGAAGGUGGCGGAGGAGAUGGUGGCGGAGGUGAUGGUGGUGGGGGUGAUCUUCUGUUGUGUAAUGGCGGGAAAUGUGGAGGUCUGAUUAUUUUAGCAUUGGCAUUUGCCACAAAGAUGGCGAAAAUUGCCAGGAGUUUCCACAGCGAAGCUAUGUGGCUCGCCAUGGUUGCUAAAAAGAUGUAUUUGCUGUCGACUGACUCACUUGUGGAGUUGAUGGUUCUGUGA